AUGAGACCUUUGUUUGCUUCAGGACCUUUCUUUUCUCACCUCAUUCUCAUUUCUCUUAUUUCCUUUGAAGCUGCUUUUGUUGCUUCUUCUUCAAACAACAGGGAUUCUCAACUACUUCUCGGUUUCAAAGCCAGCUUGCCGGACCAAUCUGUUCUUCAAAACUGGGUUCCUAACCAAGACCCUUGCAGCUUCAGUGGUGUAACGUGCCAAGGCUCCGGAGUUUCCUCUGUUGAACUCGGUUACACCUUGUUAAACACGGAUUUUCACUCAGUUGCUGCCUUUCUUUUAGCUCUGAAAAACUUGGAGUACCUUUCUUUGAUGAAAGCCGGCAUCACCGGCAACAUUUCUUUCCGUUCUGGAUCCAAGUGCAGCUCCCUGUUAACCACUUUAGAUCUGUCUCAAAACACCUUGUCCGGUCCCGUUUCUACCGUUUCCGCCUUGGCUUCUUGCUCGAACUUGAAGUUUCUCAAUCUAUCAACCAACAGCCUCGUGUCUUCCGGUGGUGAAGAAUCCAGGGGUUUGCAGCUGAGUUUGGAAGUUCUCGAUCUUUCUUUCAACAAGCUUUCUGCUGUAAACGUGGUUCCUUGGAUCCUUCAUGGUGGUUGCAAUGAGCUGAAGCACUUGGCUUUGAAAGGAAACGAGAUUGCUGGUGAAAUAGAUGUCUCAAAUUGCAGAAAAUUGAAGAUUUUGGAUGUUUCUUGGAACAAUUUCUCAAUGGGGAAUCCUUCAUUGGAGGCUGCUCAGCUUUGGAACAGCUUGAUAUCUCCGGCAAUAAUACUUUAUUUGGCCGACAAUAAGUUUCAAGGACAGGUUCCUCUGUAUUUAACGGAAGCUUGUUCAACCCUUGUGGAGCUGGUUCUCUCUUCAAACAAUCUCUCUGGUAUGCUUCCUACUGGCUUUGCUUCUUGUUCUUCCUUGAAGUCUUUCGAUGUAUCCACCAAUAAUUUCACCGGUAGACUCCCCAUCGAGAUAUUCCAGAACAUGAAUUCCUUGAAGAAGCUUGGUUUAGCUUUUAAUUACUUCUCUGGUCCUUUGCCUGAGUCUUUGUCCAGUCUUUUCAACCUGGAGGCUUUAGAUCUCAGUUCCAACAGAUUUUCAGGGUCAAUUCCUAUUUCUUUGUGUGAAAAUCCCACAAACAGGUUACAAGUUCUUUAUUUGCAUAACAAUAUCUUAAUUGGCUCGAUUCCUGCUAGUCUCAGUAAUUGUUCACAGCUUGUUUCACUCCAUUUGAGUUUCAAUUACCUCACGGGUACCAUUCCCACCAGCUUGGGUGCUCUCUCUAAGCUUAAGGAUUUGAGGCUUUGGUUGAAUCAGCUCCAUGGAGAAAUCCCUCGGGAGCUCAGUUACAUUCAGACACUCGAGACCUUGAUUCUCGACUUCAAUGAGUUGAGUGGAGCAAUACCUUCUGGUCUAAGCAACUGUACCAAGUUGAACUGGAUUUCGUUAUCCAACAAUAGGUUCACCGGUGAGAUUCCCGCUUCGCUUGGCAAACUUUCGAGUCAUGCGAUUCUCAAGCUCAGCAAUAACUCCUUCUAUGGAAGAAUCCCACCUGAGCUCGGAGAUUGUCAAAGCUUGAUAUGGUUGGAUCUUAAUACAAAUUACUUGAAUGGGACUAUCCCUCCGGUGCUGUUCAAACACUCUGGUAAAAUAGCUGUCAAUUUCAUUGCCGGGAAGAGGUAUAUGUAUGCCAAGAAUGAUGGGAGCAAAGAGUGCCAUGGGUCGGGGAAUCUACUCGAAUUUUCCGGAAUUCGUCAGGAACAGUUGGGUAGAAUUUCCAGCCAGAACCCUUGCAACUUUACCAGAGUGUACGGAGGUCACACGCAGCCUACGUUCAACGAUAAUGGUUCCAUGAUUUUUCUUGAUCUUUCGUACAAUUUGCUGUUGGGGGCUAUUCCGAAGGAGAUUGGCACAAUGCCAUAUCUGUUUAUCUUGAAUCUGGGUCACAACAAUAUCUCUGGAACCAUCCCACAAGAGAUUGGGAACUUAAAGGGCCUUGGCAUUCUUGACCUUUCCUACAACAGGUCUCUGUGGUUUCCCUCUCCCCCUUGUGAGAAUUCAGCUGCUGCUUCGGGUUCUGAGCAUCGAAAGUCUCAUUGCAGACAAGCCUCUCUUGCUGGGAGUGUGGCAAUGGGAUUGUUGUUCUCUCUUUUCUGCAUCUUUGGUGUGAUCAUAGUUAUUGUAGAGACUAAGAAAAGAAGGAAGAAACAAGAAUCUUCUCUUGACGUUUAUAUGGACAGUUGUUCCCACUCUGGCGCAACGAAUACCAGCUGGAAGUUAACAGGUGCUAGAGAAGCAUUGAGCAUCAACCUUGCUACGUUUGAAAAGCCCCUUCGGAAGUUUACCUUUGCUGAUCUUCUAGAAGCCACUAAUGGCUUCCAUGACGACAGCCUUAUUGGCUCUGGUGGUUUCGGUGAUGUUUACAAGGCCCAGCUGAAAGACGGGAGUGUUGUUGCUAUCAAGAAAUUGAUACAUAUAGUGGACAAGGUGACCGAGAAACGACGAAGAUGGAAACCAUUGGGAAGAUCAAGCACAAGAACCUCGUUCCACUCUUGGGUUACUGUAAGGUGGGUGAGGAACGGCUUCUAG
This is a messenger RNA of Hibiscus syriacus, 2586 nucleotides long. Its product is annotated as systemin receptor SR160-like. Gene Ontology annotation, molecular function: ATP binding; protein binding. NCBI's taxonomy places the organism in Eukaryota, Viridiplantae, Streptophyta, Magnoliopsida, Malvales, Malvaceae. The transcript is spliced from 3 exons. The record is from RefSeq and is a predicted model, not a curated record. The coding region runs from base 1 to 2586 and encodes 861 amino acids.